Knipowitschia caucasica is the source of this 210-nucleotide messenger RNA. The record is from the annotation of a GenBank genome assembly. NCBI's taxonomy places the organism in Eukaryota, Metazoa, Chordata, Actinopteri, Gobiiformes, Gobiidae.
AUGCAGCUGGAGGAACACAUGCAGCUGGAUGAACACAUGCAGCUGGAUGAACACAUGCAGCUGGAGGAACACAUGCAGCUGGAGGAACACAUGCAGCUGGAGGAACACAUGCAGCUGGAGGAACACAUGAACACAUGCGGCUGGAGGAACACAUGCAGCUGGAGGAACACAUGCAGCUGGAGGAACACAUGCAGCUGGAGGAACACAUGA